AUGGCAGCACUUUUCACGCCACUUAAACCUGUCGUGUUUCAAGGCAACAAUAGAAUAGACCAUAAUCUAGGUUUGGAACUAUCAAGUUCUGUGGAAUCUGUCAUUGAUUAUGUUGACAUUAAAGCCAAAUUAAGUCAGCCAUGUUGUGUGUUGAUUUAUGGUGAGCCUGGCUGUGGAAGAACAACACUUUUGCUUGAGAUUGCUAGUGCAUUUCUUGCAAAUGGACUCAGAAACUCGGAGAUUCUUGGCGUAAGAGUAAGGCCAGGAUGCAGUGUGGAGUCCCUGUGGAAUUAUCUGAGCGAGAUUUCAAAGGACAAACAGGACAAAGAUACUGCUUCGUUACUCUCACAGUCAACUGCAAAGUUAAACAAGAAGUAUAGUACAGCACAAAGCUUUCUGUCCUCAAAUUUCAAGCUUGUCUUAAUCGAUGAUGUAUAUUCAGAUGGUGGGAUUGUGUGGUCACAUCUUUCACAGAUGUUACUAAAAGUGACUGCUGCUGCCAUUGUGGUUUGUACUAAGAAAGAUGCCCCCUCCGUUCAAUCAACACUGACGGAGCAGGCAGUUUUGUCCGUGGAAUUAAAAGGUCUUUGCAUGGAUUCUUUUAAGAAGUAUCUUGAUAGUAAGAUUCUGAACUCAAGACUGAGUGAAGAAAAGCAGUGGAAGAUUUUUUCUAUGUUGAAUGGUAAUCCAACGGCACUAAAGAUUUUAGUUAACACUGUGAAUGAAUAUAAACUUCCAUCUGAAAGUCUUGAAUGCAUUAUCCCUUCCUGGUCAGAAGAUAUGAAGACUGAGAAAGAAAAUGACAGCUGCUCUACGCUGCUCCAGUUUACAUUUUCACACCUGGAUGCUAGAGAGAAACAAGUAUUUGAUCAACUAUGCCAGUUACGAGAGCCUCUUCCUGCAGUUAAAUUCCCAGAAGAAGUGGAAAAACUCAUAAGACUUGGGUUGGUGAAUAAAUCGACCUUUGGUCCAACAGAUGAUGCAGUUGAAGUCAUCCAUUCUGUUUCAGUGGCAUCUUGUCUUCAGCAUAGUUUAUCACCUGCUGCUGACAGUGAUGUUCAAGUUCCUUUUAGUGCCUUUGAUGCGUGGCAUUCACUUCUUUCUGAAAAACUUUGUCAACUCAUAACUGAUGCUAAGGGAAAUGCCUGGCCAUUUGUCCCUGAAAAGUGGUAAGUCAUCAUGCAAUAAUUAGAAAGUGAAUAAUUUAUUCUUUUUACUAUUUGCUUCUAGGUGUCUAAUGAAUUUUUGUUGAGAAAUAUGUGAUAUGAGAUCUUUCACUGAUGAGAGGACAAUGAUAGUUGUUGUCUUGUUAUUGUACCUGCACUCAGGCUACUGCUAUGAUUCAGUGCAACUAUGAGUUUACUGUAAGGAUCCCCAUUCCAUGAUAUGUGUGGUAGCAGAGGUGGACAUACACCACAUCAGUGGGGGCUGAUUUAAUUUCACCUCCUGUUCUUAAAGAGCAGUGUGGGUUCUUCAGUGUUUUGAGUCUGUUUACAUUUUUUUGUGAUAGAGAGAUGAAGGAAAUUAGGCCAAUGGUUUGGUAUCACUGCCUAAAUUAUAAGAUCUAAAUUGUAGCAGCAUAACCAUUAGAACCUGGUAUUAAAGUAGUCUGGCCAGGGUUAAAAUGUUGCUAAAUGUAACUUAGGCUAAAGUUAAACAUGAAGUAAUGCUGUCGAACAGUUUUCCCCCAAGGGUUGGUUUGUGGGAUGGCCAGGGCUUGCAUGAAGGGGCUGACAUGUGUUUACAGCUUGGCUUUAGAUGUCAAGUGUUUCUGCAUUUGUUUCUUGCUACUGGGCAGUUCUCACUGAUUUUACUCUCACUCCUCCCAUGGUAAGUAUGUGGUAAGUAUUUUAGCUUUUCAGUGUGAUGGUGCCUGGUGGUUGCCGCUCCCAGGGUUGUCAUGGAUACCCUACAUGUUCAUGAUCAGCUCAGCUUGUCCUGUGGCUCCGCCUUGAUCAGGCCACAUUCCCCAAACUCAUCUAUUGUUGAUGGGUUUAAAUCUGGGCUUGCUACUCCGCAAUGUUAACUUAAUGCUAAAACAUACCCACUGGCAUAUUGCUUGUAAUGAAUGUGUUGUUUUUCUUUUAUGAAUAGGCAGUAUAUUUCAAACGUUGGAGCCGAAGAGAGGUACAACAUUAAAGAAUUGAUAACUGCUAAGAAUGCUGUUGUGCCUCAUCUCACAGAACAGGACAUCCUGGAGGUUGGUAAUGUGCUAUAAAAGAAUUACCGUAUUUAUUCGACUAUAAGCCGAGCGAUUUUUACACGAAUUAAAACUGAAGUGAAUUAAAAUUUGGGCUAUAGAGGGGGUCUCGGCUUAUAGCCGAAAGUUUUUGAAAAAAAAAUUUUUCCGGCGCAUGGAAACUCUACUAAAUCGAGAUGUAUUUACGUAUAAGCCGAGCUAAAGUAAAGAAACACAUUAUGCAAUCGUUGGUUAUUAACUUUUACGAAUGUGGUGGCUCCUAAAGGAGCCGUUUGUUAAAUUUAAUGUGUUUUCACAGAAAAGAUAAAGAUUCUUGAUAGGGAAUAACCGUGACGCUGACGGGAUGUGAUUACAAAUCCAUGCAACUUGACAGUUUGCUGCUUCAAAUAUUCUGGGAGACGAUGAGCGAGUGUUGUUUUAGUGCGAAGGCUGACGGAAUGGCGGCGCUUCCAUUUCUGGUACAAGCCGAGGGACGCUUUAAACUCAGGAUCCUCGCUGAAUUCCUUUGCCUUUAGACGUAGCACCAAUCCACUAACAGCUAUUCCUAUGCAAAACGAGUGAGAAAGUUACCAAACGAUCGAAAGGUUACAAAUUUGACACUUCUUGAAUUUGUUUUGACAUUUGUGAAAACUGGCCAAUGAGAAUCUUUCAUACACAAUGUUGUCACAUGAUACUACGAUAGUUUUGAGUCACACAUUCAACUCAUAUUCACUCUGCAAUCAGCUGAUUGAUUUAUUUCGUGAUCUUGUGUCUGUUGUUUUAACAUACAAAAUCAAUGCUCGACAAAAAACUUACCUUGGCUUCUUGCUCUGUAAACCAUUCCAGUAUUCUUUGAUCGAGCUCCGAAUACUUCGGCGUGAAGCAUCCCAUCGUCUUCCGUUUCGCUGACAAUUUGAUCUCGCCGGUUCGCUUAGUCUUUCCUCCAGCGACGGACCACGGACUCACUGAUGCCAUAUUCUCUGGCGAUUUCAGAGUUAUUUUCAACAGCUUCUGCUUCGGCGACUAUUUUAAGUUUAAACGCGACGUUGUAUGACGUGCAAUGAGCCUUGGGCAUGAUGACAACUUGACUUGAAAUAAACGAUUGCGAACACGAGAUUCUUUGAUAGACGCUACGGAUGUCUAGGUACUGGUGAUGCCGCUUAACAACAGUUAGUUUUAAAUUCAUUUUUUGGAUCACAUUUAUUCAUCUGAGUUAUGAUUCGUUGCUUUUCAAUUGAAUAGUUAGUUACGGGUAAUAUUUAUUAAUUCGUAAGAGGGAAGCUUUUUGCAUAGUAAAUCACCAUUGCAUCUCUUGUUUACGCGCGUGUGUGUUAUCGUCUAAGCCUCAUUUAUGACAAUCAAGGUGAUUUUAGGUUUUCCCGUAGUUAACAAUUCAGUCUUGUAAUAAUGAAUGGGUCUCGGCUUAUAGCCGGGUGUUUUCGAUUUGUUUUAGAUUCUCGUUAUGCCGAGUCUAAACGUUCAAAGUUUGGGGUCUCGGCUUAUAGCCGAGAUCGGCUUAUAGUCGAAUAAAUACGGUAGAUUGUUGUUAUUAUUACCUGACAUUUACACACUGAUUGGCAGGGGGAGGGGGCAAUGUUGAAGCCUCAGAUAAUGACAUCCAGGUAUACCUGCCAGAUAGACCACCGUCACAUAUUAUUAUUAUUAUUAUUAUUAUUAUUAUUAUUUCUUCCUCAUUGUGCACUGGCUGAUCUCAUACCAAUUUAUUUGCUAAGGGAGCAAGUCAUAACCCAUAACGAAAGGCCCCUUGCAGUUCACCUCCUUACUCUUAUUAUAUAAUAUAAUAUUAUUAUAUUAUUAUAUUGUUAUUGUUAUUCAAAUACUUUUUUUAGAUGAAAUGAAUUUUUUUCUAGUCAAAACUAAGUGUAUUUCUUAAACAAAAGGAAUUGUAAAUAGUGUCUUGAUGGAAUAGUUUUUUUUAAGUGAAUUUAAUUGUCAAUAGGAUUUUAAUAGUUAGUAUUGUUAUCAAUAAAAUAUGUUCAUUAUUAUUAUGAUUAUGAUUAUUGUUCUCAUCAUUAUCAUUAUCAUUAUGGAAGGGUCAAGCAGGACUUCCCUAGACUCAACAGCUAUAGAUACUUUAUUAUUGGGAUGUACAUAGAAAUUUUCUUUUUUUAGUUUAUAGACAGUUGUUUACAUUUGCUCUGUUGAAAACCACCGGACCACCAAGAAGUCUUUUUUAACUAUAGUUAUACCAAAUUUGUAUUUAAUUUUCAAUUUGAGAAGAGUUUAAUAAAGUAUGUUUUUUUGUUGUUAUUAUUAUUAUUAUUAUUAUUAUAAUUAACUAACCUCCACAGCACAUAUUAAAUUACAGUUGACUCUCCGUUAGAUGAGCACAAUAAGAGAGCCGCACUACAAGCAUUAAUUAGUGUCCCAUCAGAACUUGAGCUUGAACUCAGUGAUGUUGCAUGAACCGGUUUUCAUAUAUUUUUUUGUCAUUUCCUUUAACUUUUAAGGAGUGCUUGUUUCAUGCACUGAAACAGAAAAAGUAUAACGUUGUUGCAGCCCUUGUGUUUGUCAUGGACAGAUUUACUUAUUGGCAAGGAAGCUCCCAUACAACUCUACAGCUUGUUGAUUAUCUGAAGGCUAACAGUCCUGACACACCAAUUGCACCUCAACUGCUCAUCAGAAAAGUUAGAAUUAUGAAAAACGCUGGAGAUCUGCAAGGUAAUUAUCAAAUGCACUAACGCAAGAAAUGGAAAAAGUUUCUUUUUCUUGCGCUGCGUUUGCAGUUCACACGUGUGAACCGAGGCAACGCAAACGCAAAUGCAAAAAAGGGAUUUCACAAAAAAAACCGGUUCCAUCGCUUCCAUGCCACCACGGCGUAGGGAAGUUCAAGAACGGACCUCUGGAGCAUGGGUAAUCAAAACCCGACAAGAGAUUUGAUGUCGUAACCUGCAAGUAAGCUCUCCAUUUGAGGGAUUCGCGGGGUUAGUCACACGAGAGUAGCACGCCAAAGGAGAAGCGAUUGCGAGGGGCGCGUUCUCUUGUGGUUGGCUUCGCUAGCAGGCUAUCUUUGUCUUUGAACUAUUAAAUGAGGGUCAGAAGGAUAAGUUAAAUGCAUAAAUCAGAUGCUGGUCAUUGUUUAGGUCUAAGCCUGAUGCCAUGUGCUUGCGUUUGCGUUUGCAUUUGCGUUGAUGUAGUUCACACGUGUAUCUUGCUUUUCCCUUCGCAUUUGCGUCGCACGUGUGACCCAGGCUAAAAUGGGCUUUAAGCAUCAGUAACAAGGAUGAUCAAUAAUUCGUUAUACUUUAGGUGCAGAACAAGCCCUUGAUGAUCUUCUUAUUCAGAAGAGCCAUGUUGGUGAGUGGAUUUACAAGGAUAAGCAUGACCAUCAGCUUGUAAGUGCUGUUUGUAUUCAGAUCAAAGGUGAUAUACAGUACAAUCUCGGACAGUGGGCACAAGGAGCAAAGCUUUUAAUAGAUUCGCUGAUCUUAUUCAGGUAAAGAAAACACUCUUGCUCUUUCAUUAAGGUGACUCGACCCAGUUUUUUUGGGGGGGUACCAUCCUACUUUGAAGCUCUCUGGUAUACCCACCUUUACUUUUAUCGUAAGUCUAACACAUAGAAUGGAUAACAUAUAGAUCAAUCUACAAUAUAACAUAAAAUUUUGGGCGAUUGGAGUAAAUGUCACGUGGUUAUAAUGCCACGCCCCUUUGAGGUCUGAGUCGAAAAUCUGCUGUUGCCGGCAUUUUUCCGUGAAAAUCUCUGGGCUACACAUAGUGUGCAUUAGUGCCUUGCGCUGAACAGAGUUUCACCAAAAUCGCAAAGACCCAAUUCGAGAAAUUCAGCGGUUUCUAAAUUUAGGUCAUAAUUUAUGCGAAAAUGAUAAGCAAACUUUACACGAUUAUAUCUAAUAAACUAUGAAAUUCAUCCCUUUAUUUUGGGCAUCGUUAUAACAGAUGGGUCCUUGCAAGUCAGCAAAACGCUUUAGGGCCUUGUAAAUGCGCGCGAUUUCGAGCAAAGCAAACAUAUAGAAAUUAUAGUUUUCGCUAUUUGUUGACGUCUGUCAGCAUUUAAGAGUCCUUCCCACGAAAAAAGCAUUUUCUUAAAAAUCCGUAGUUUUUUUCCCUUCAAAUUUUUUCGGGGCCACAAUUGAUUAACUAACUACCCGGACUCUGAAUUUCAUGGUCAUUGAAAAACUGUAAACUACCGUAAAUGACCGCUUGUAUAAGCCCCCCCUGUUAUAGGCCCAUCUACCUGUAACCAAACAAGUACAUCUGAUUAUAAGAACCUCAAAUUUUAGCCCCCCCCACCUAUGUAUUGAAAUGAAUUCGAUUUAUUAACACGUUUUGACAAAAGUCAAAACGCACAUUAAUCAGCACUACUAGAGUGUAUUUUGAAGCGCUUUUUCUAUUCUGGUUUAAAGCCCCUCCGUUUAUAAGCCUCCCUAAAACCGCCUUAUGAAGAUGUAUAUAAGCCUGCGGCUUAAAAGCGGCAGUUUACGGUUUUCACCAUUUUCAACGAGACCAUGAGCGCUUACCAUUUGUACGGAAAUUUCGGAGAAAAAUUUCCGUCAAAUGGUACUGGUAUUUUUUUUGGCACCGAAAACAGGAACGAGAUUGAGUUGUACCAUUUACAAAAUACCGGUAAACUUUUCGCUUUCCCUCGACUUAAAGCCUGGCUCUGGUAUUCCAAACAAAUGGUACAGAAAAUUUCGUUCGUUUCGGUAAAAAAGGGAUAAAGGUAAUACCUCGAAAGGUAUUACUUUUUUUCCGGACAAUUUUCACCGGGUUGAACCGUUCCAGUUGAAUUCUCCCCGGAAUUUCCGGGUUUUCCAUACAAAUGGUAAGCACUCCAUAAUUCACCUGGUUGACCCCCAAAAUUUUGCAUAAUCAUUGCCUUGGAUUUGUCUUGGGACGACUGUUAUACCUAGGAGAAAUUGGAAACAAUGGUUAUGUAAAAUUUUGAGAGGUAUACAAGGUGCAUUAUGGGUCUGUGUUCAUUCAUUUUAUUUUUGUUUCCUUUUUAACCAGUACGCUUCCUAUACCUGAUACCAAAGGGAUCUCUUCAAGCCUGUCUAUUCUAGCCAAAUGCCUUCAGCAAAUGACUUUGACUGAGUACUUUCCUUUAGCUCAGAUGUAUGGCCUUUCAGCGUCGCAUCCUCUACUGCAGUCGUACUACUGUUCGCACGAGGCUGCCUUCAGAUCCCAGUAUACACCGUUGUUUUACGCUAGACACAAGGUAAGUGAUUUACACAAAUCUUUAGCUUGUAUUUAUUGGAAGCAAAGAAAGGGCUUACAUAAGAAAAGAGUUUUACUCCCAAAGGAUUUGUUUGGAACACCAACAUGGCCGCCAUAAUGCUCUGGAACACCAACAUGGCCGCCAUGUCGUUAUGUGAAAACCGGCGCUCCAUUUUCCCCAUGAAAUCUCAAGGGAAUUUGCCCCGUUGUCUUUUCAUAAAUUAUUCGCACAUAUGCACAAGGAUAAGACGAAAUUUGAAAAAAAAACAGUUCUCAAGAAUAUUAUCACAUGACUUCAUUGAGAAUACAAAACGUGGAAGCUCAAGAGGUCCAUUCACUUGUGUAAGAGCUCACUGUCUUUCGGUGGAUAAUUUUGAUGGUCACUGGUCAAAAAACUUGGCAAGAGGGCUAAAAAGAACUAAUUAGUUAGAGUUCAAUUAAGCCGUGUCGUGUGUGACCGCUUGUUUCUGAGUUCAUUUACCGUGGAAAGUACCCACGGAAACCUCAAAUAGCUACCCGGUGAAGCAGCCAAUCAGAAGGGCGGCAUGCCCCGUUAACGACGCUCAGCAAGCGCAAGUCCCGCGGGAAACAAACUUGAGCGUGACCGCGUUUACUUUUGUGUAUUUAAAACACUGUGUGAGGUAUAAUGCGAGAUAAAAACCUCGGAAAUUGCUUUUUCCGAUGGGGUGGGUAACCAAGACUAUUAUGGUUAGAAUAAUAAGCAGUUCUUGAUGAAGCGCUCUUUUUGUUUCCGUUAAGGGCCAGGCAGCUGAAGUCAUGUUGCGCUACUCGAAACUGAUUCCAGACAAAGUUCAACGGCAAGCACAUUUAAAUAUCUCCAUUGAAGAUUUUAAAGACAGCAUUCAAGCACACACGGACUUGCAGUCAUUGAAAAGCCGCGAAGAAUUCUUUGUGUUUACAUGUGCAGUGUACAAAUUAGGUCUUGCGUAUCAAGAAAUGUCGACUCAGGACAGCAUUGGACGAGCGCAGCACCUCGACAAAAUCUCCAAAUUGCUGUAUGAACAUUACUGUUCAUUCCCUGGAGUUAUACUUUUAGACAAAAAGAUCACCAGUUUGAUCGCACACUGCCUUGACUUUUUAAAACUGAGCCAUUUUAUUGAUGGAAACGUCAAUCAAACUGAAGGACUGCCGUUUGUACGUGAACAGGUUAAGUCAAGUUGUUUCCUAAUGAAUUCUGUCAAGCCCAACGCAACCAGUGAAGAAGGAGAGACUAAAAAACCCUGGAAAAUACCCGAAACAGACUGCCCAGUAAGCUCAGUAAUAGACGGAGUCAAUAUAGAUAAUGAGGAAUUUAGUUUUGCAAGCCACGAGGAUGUUUUGAAAAAGCGAAGUAUGGGACGAUCAGUGACAGACAAGUUAAGUGAGACAAGGGAACACAUGACCGCUGACAUCAUGUCUGCUUACUCAGGAAAACCACAACCGGAGAAGAAUGCAAGUGAAAAUGGAAUAACUAUCGACCGUGAAUGUGACACCAAGGACAGUAAAUCUGUUGUCAUGGAAACUGUAGAUCGUAGUGUUAUCACUCAGGAUUUAGAGCUCGGGACAGUACCUCUACUGUUUGAUGGAUUCUUGCCUUCUAAAGUGCUAGAUAUUCAACCUCAACUUCAAGCUUUACAGCUAGAUUCAAGCCAGAGAGUUCAAGGUCAGUAAAAAUUUAGUGACAGCAUGAUAUUUUCACUUUCACGGCUUACGAAAACCUUGAACAUAAAAUAUAUCAUCAGUCCAGCUAAAUCUCUUGACAAGUUCUCACCCUGUCUGUGUCAAGUGUCACACAACGUCAAAGACAGUGAAAUGUCUAAAACUGGACUAGAAAAACCGCACCGAGGUGAAUCUAACAAAUUUUUGUAAGGCGGUCCAAAAGCUUUCAUAUUUUAACUACGAUAUGAGUGUUGCAUGCAAGAAUUAUGCAAGAGCAGUUGGUCAGUGAGUAACAAAGUGAAAACAAACCUGUGUUCUGAUGGUUUUAUUGACGAAGCGUAGUUUGUAUGCCCAGACCCCACUCUUGAAUUCACCACUUCUGUGAGAGGCUACAGUUAGAGAGAGCGACAGUUGUGGAAUUGGAUUAGCUAACAAAACCCUCAAACAGUAGAAGAAGUAAUAAUUAGUUUUUGGCUGGCUGGUGUGUCCUUAUCUCCAACUUCCUUUGCCCAUGACACAAUCGACUUCCAUUAAUUCCCGAUUUUCCUUACUUAAUUUGACACUAAUUGCAGGAGAUGGGAGUUAGAAAGUUAAGAACACCUGUAGUUCGGCACAUUUGACACCAGGGGUAUCUGAAAUUUGUGAUUCAGUAUUUGUUUCAGUCUCUUGGGCAUUGUUUGUAUUUUAACAUUUAAACAAAGAAAUACAUAAUCCCAGGGCUGCCCUUUGCCUGCAUGCCAUGGAGUUCGUUACUUAAAGGGCGUUUGUAAAUUUUACGCUUGCAUCCAAGGGGGGUUACUCCCUUACAUAGGCUAUAUCGGUAUGUGCCGCCCCAUCGGGUAGGGUUUUUGCGCCGUUUUGGUCUGAAAACGGGUGUACACUUUGCCCAUUUUGGUCUGGAAUCGGGUAUGGUUUACUUUUUGAGGGAACUACGGGACUGUAUGAACGUCAUGAUCGUUUCAAUUCCAAAUGAGUAAGAAAGAAAGAAAAAUAUGCAAAUUCGAAGUGGAUUUGAAGAAUUUUUUUUGUUUGCACUUUGAUCUAAGUAAUGAUUAGAUAAUUUCUGCCUAAAGGCCAGAUCUGAAAACGGGUAUGGAUUUUAGAGGUCUGGUCUGAAAAGGGGUGUGGAAAAUUGCAUUUUUGGUCUGAAAUCGGCGUUCCGGGUGGCACACCCCCUCCAGAAAUUCCCAGGAGUACUCCCCCCCCGGGAACGCACUAAAAAAUUACGCGACAGUGGAAAUUCACCCUUAGCCUCGUUUUGAAGUAGAUGCCUAGGAAAUAGCCUAUUUUCCUCCAGUUGAACGAGAACCGAAAACAACUUCAUAUUUUGCUAAAUGAGGGUAGCUGCUCUAAGUAUCGCUAAUGUUGCAUAGUCUGCUGUGCUUAAUGCCCAGUAUUCCUUAAUGGAGUUUCUUUACUAAGUUGUUGAUUGUCCAAACUCUCACGUUGGUUUUCCGUGAUUUAAGGUGCCGUUGUGUGGAGAUUCGACUCCACACGUAACGAAUGGAGAGGAGAAAACACUUUGGCUUUCGUAGGAAGUGUACUGGAAUUGGAGGAAGGCAAGGAAGGAGCUCAGAGGAAUGCUUUCAUGGUGGAGUUUAUCAAUCAAGAUGAUCCCUUUGCAAAGUAAGUGCAAAAUAACUGAGUAUGUAAUACCAAUGUCUUUUGAUGUCAGGUCUCAUCCCCGGCUUUAGCACGGAUCGACCGUUAAAGUGGCUAUGUCUAUUGAUAGUGCAUCUCGUACGCGUCCUUGUUCGCUAUGGAACCUGACAAAGUACUCGAGAGUGCUUCGUGUCAAACAAACUCCCAAGCAUCUUAUUAAACCAUAUCAAGCAUCAGGCUAACUGAACAAGGUUUCAAACACUACAAUUGCAAUCCAUUUCAGUCUUCUUCAAGUUUGUUUAUUCGUGUCUCCUUUUGUAUUAACUGUUAUUUAUUCCUUUUUAAUGUUCUAAGAGGUUAUUUUCAUGUUUCCUGACUCAGUUUGGUGACAGAUCCCACCUUUCGAAUUUUGAUAAAUUUCGUUACACAGCUUCUUUAACUGGUAGGACGAAGGUAUUUACCUGUAAGAAAAUCGUUACGAUGUAGUUUCGGGCGUUUUCUCGGAGCACGGACGGGGUGGGGGUACCUCGUGGAUGGGUCAACAACUCUACUGUUUCAGCUUGAUCGCAGCUUCAAUUCUCCCCAGUCCUCCUUUGCCUUUAAUCUUAAUUCGGAGUUAUUGCCGUCGUGGUUAAGAUACCACGGAGUUAAAGAUGUCACAACGGCGGCGGCAGCUACUUUGUCAAAUGUAGACGAACACUCCUGAAACCGAAUUCUUAAGAAAAAAAACAGUUCAAAGAGAGAACGAGAAAUUCGUCGUAAUUUGUUUAUGCUUUUUCCCAAUGAAGGUCUCACGGGAAUUUUCUUUUCAUAAAUUAUGCGCGCGUGUGCACUGGAAUAAGACGAAGUUUGAACGAAGCAGCUCGUUAACGCAUUAUCACAUGAUCUACAUUGAGAAAACAAAACAUACAAGCUUGAAGAGCCUAUUUCACGUCUUAGGCUAUAUUCAGAAGCCAUGAAAACAUCCGGUAAGGCAUGAACAGCAACGGCCCGGAGCAGCACAAAACGUUUACACACAUCGAACAUCGUGCCAGCGCGGUUGGCCGAGAAUGUUUGGUGCACGUCACUUAAUUUCCGCCCUCACUCUUGAAUUGGUGGUUUUCACUGUCACGCCAUUAAAAAUAUAAAUGGAAACCUUUUAAGUCUAGAAUCUGGGAAAUGAAAGAAGAUAACUAUGCAAAAAGCCUUGCCAAGAAUCAGGUCUGUAAUAUAUUUCAUAUGCGAGAUAUUCAGAAAAACGUUUUACCCAGAUUCAUAAAGCUUUGUACGAAGACGCCAUGUUUGUUGUGGCACAAAUAUGGCCGCCGAAAACAACAGAAACAUCGGUUUUUGAGUUUCCUACUAAUGCGUGAAUUCUUCGCCUGAGGAACUCAUUAAGAUUAAAGUAAUAUUUAUUCGGAGACAAGGAACGUUUAGAUGGCAAAAUUUCCCAAGAUCGGUAAUAUUUUCAACCCAAAGAGCUUUCCUGGCCUUCAGCUAAAUGCCACGUCACGCAAAAGCCUGGAAAUUUAAGCGUCCUGUAUCGCAAAAAGAAGAAUCCUUUUGGAGCGAAAAUUUGUUUGUAUAAAGGUUUUAAGGUGCUGUUCUACCACAUCAAAGUAGAAACUCAGAAGAAGCGAUAGGUCUUAGUUUGAAUUUUGGUGACGUCAUGUUCUCAGAGGGUUCCAGUCCUCGCUCCUACUUAUUUACUUCCGCGACGGGCCGAAUAAGUGUUGGUGUUCAAACUGCACCAAAGUAUGGCACAAAACCUAUCAAAUAUGUCAGGCCUUUUUUUUUUCAAACAUUGUAGCGUUUAUUCACGAGACGCGUUUGCAUAUCUCAACCCCACAGCGAUAACUCGUGAAAUGCCCUUCGGACAAAAAGGAUAAUAUACAUUGGCGUUCUAAGCACGUAAAGUACAACUAAAUACUUAACGCACUAUACACUACGGUUAGUCAUAAUCUUCUGCGUAUUCGGGAAGUGUAGGACGGCCAAAUCUAUAUCAUUAUAACAUUAAUUGCUUAUCUUGUAGGUACGUAGCCAAAUGUUAUAAGAAGACCAAGAAUAUACAGCAGUAUCAACAAGACGUGAUAUGUCAGAUGACAGCUCGUUACUAUGCAACGCUUUUCAAUCAACAGCUCUACCAGGCGGGUAAGCAUCAGUUUCUUUCGUAAAAAUCCAGCAAUGAUUUCUGUAAGUUAAGAUAAAAUUUCUUGUUUACCCAAUCGAAUGCCGUUGGUGUUGGUAUCUCUGUGAGCGGAGGGAGGAGGAAAAACGUUUGCCUCCACAUGUAAGUAGUAUAGGGCGCACCGAAUCUUAUCAUCUUGCGGGGAAUUACAUUAACGUAAUAGCCUUUUGUCUUUAUCUCAUGAAUAAAAUGUAGUGGAAUCUCAUUAUAGAUGUUAGGCAUCACGUUUACGUCAAACGGCAAACGCGAAGUUGUAACACGUGACCAAGUUUCCCCUUUACUUGUCGUUUAGUUUUCAUUAUUUCUAAACAUAAGUUAGUAGUUUCACGCCAUUUUUUAUCCAUAAGAAUCGUUUUCAGCUGUUUUUGUUUGCUCUUUUUCUAUUUUGAGAAAUUCUCCGCUUGAAUCUGACGUUUGCCGUUUGCUGUAUACGUGAAGCUUAAACUCUCUAAUAACAUAAGGUCAUGUGCUAUUUUUGAAUGGUUUAACCGGUUUGACAGGUUUUCUAGUUAUUUUAAGAUCGAUGAAGGUUUAAGAAAAGUAUUUAUUUGUUGAUUCAUAUUGUCGAAAGAAUAAGCUCUUACUCGCCUGUUCUAUUUCCUGCCGCUUUCAUUGUCCAACAAUUUGUUCCAGUUCCGAUUCACUGAUUCUUUGUUCGCAGAUCGUGCAUAUUUAAUGAGGACGAAGUCAAACUAUCUCUUUCUACCACGAAAAACAAUUUCGCGCUUUCCCUCUUUCUCCACCUCCACCACCACUACCACCACAUUUCUAAACUAAAAGCGCCAAUGAAAAUGCAAACUAAGAAGAAUCUCAACUGCGUAUAAAGUUGUGCGAAAUACCAAUCUCUAAAUUUUCACUUUCUAAAAUCUUUGUAUUGUAGAAUUAAACGUCGGUCACAUCCAGUUCCUACCUGUAGUCUUGCUGCAGUUGAUUAACGAGGAUGGUUCUUUAAGCGGUGUGUACAAUGUCGAACCGUACAUGGCAGGAGAGUUUGUCAAACUCACCAACAAUUUAAACUUUGUAAGAAGAGUAGGCCCAGUGUCUGACCUCGUCCUGGCAUUUGGUCAUUUCUCCUACCAGGCUUCCAACGAGCUGUUGGUUAUCGUAGACAUUCAAGGUUGGACGCCAUCAGCAGAGAAUCAAUCUCGUUGCACAUUCCUCACUGAUCCGCAGAUCCAUUCUGUGGUUUACAAAUGCUUCGGUACAGGCAAUUUGCGUCAAAAUGGUUUUGACGGGUUUUGGCGUCAUAUGCACCCAGAAUGUAACGAAAUCUGUAAAAAGCUACAGUUGGUCAGGCCAAACGCUAAAUAGUGAUAUUGAACUUUAGAGUCCAUAUCUCCCCAUUUUUUGAUAAUUUUUAUACCAGUC
Porites lobata is the source of this 14171-nucleotide messenger RNA. Lineage: Eukaryota; Metazoa; Cnidaria; Anthozoa; Scleractinia; Poritidae. The record is from the annotation of a GenBank genome assembly.